CUUCAGUGUUCGAUGGCUUUCAUUCGCCGUCUAUGGCCUCAAACAUACUCGCCCUUUGGUAUUCUGCGAUGAACGGAAUUCAGUGUACUGGAGACCCUCGCAAGAUCACGGACGGCGAUACCGCUGACGCUCUUGCAGCAAACGGGCAAGCUGUCAGUAAACCUGCCAUCGUGCUGCGAACUGCGCAGGACAUCAGCACCGCUCCACCCCUCGCGUGUACCCUCAAGCAUUGACCACCCUUCGCGUCGGCAGCGCACGGCUCGGCGUGGAGCAAUUUUGAUGAUACAGCUCUAAUUUUGCGGCGUAAUUUACGCGAGCGCAUCAUAUAAUCUCGCCUGCACUCGCUCCUGCUCCCCACCUUUCUCUCUCGUCGCACAAAUCGCGUCCUUGGGCACCCUUGCGCCCUUCCUUUCGUUGCACUCACCGUCGUUCACUUCUCCGGGUAUCGUUUUCUUCUUCUUCA
Molecule: messenger RNA, 463 nt
Organism: Schizophyllum commune H4-8
Lineage: Eukaryota; Fungi; Basidiomycota; Agaricomycetes; Agaricales; Schizophyllaceae
Exons: 1
Coding region: 69-233 (54 amino acids)
Source: RefSeq, a predicted model, not a curated record